This is a messenger RNA of Triticum dicoccoides, 2072 nucleotides long. RefSeq lists its product as uncharacterized. Lineage: Eukaryota; Viridiplantae; Streptophyta; Magnoliopsida; Poales; Poaceae. The record is from RefSeq and is a predicted model, not a curated record. The coding region runs from base 668 to 1771 and encodes 367 amino acids. The transcript is spliced from 9 exons.
CGCCCAUGGUGCACGAGUGAUUAACUCGUAGGCCGGAUAGUAUUUACUGAACAUUGAGCAUUACGAGUAUUGCUUAUGCGUUAUCGAUGUGAAUUCAAGUAAUGCUCAUACUCUGGAAUGUUUGUUCUGUCGUUCUGUAAGUUCUAUGUUUGUGCUUAUAGAUAGAUUGCCUAUUUUUCUGGAUAGAGAUCAUUGAUAUGAAUUCAGAAACUUGUACUUUUAGCGCUAGCUUCUAUAUUUGUCCUUAUAUAAACUGAAGUACACAUUGUAUAUUCCCAACUGAAGUACUUAGGGCCUCUUUGAUUCGUAGGAUUUUAGAAACGUACUUAAAGGAAAAGUAUAGGGUUGGAGUGGCAUGCCCACUUGAAUCCUAUAGAAUUAGCAAUGAGUGUUUGAUGGUAGGGGAAAACAGAGGAAUUGUAAAAAGAGGUUGAAGUGGAUGUUAUAUUUUCUAUAAAAUGUAGUACAAAAGAUUUCAUAGGAAAAAAUUCCGUGAGAUUCAAUCCUAUGAAUCAAAGGACCAACAUAAGAAAAAAUCCUAAGGAUUUUAAUCCUCCAGAAAUCCUAUAAAAUUCCUUUGAAUCAAAGGAGCCCCUAUUGUGUAAAAAUUGUCUAGGCUGGUCCAGUGGCAUUUGUCGAGAAGUUUCUCUGUUCAGUGGCAGGCACCAUGAGUUCUUUGAUAUUAGUCUUCUACCCUGUCCUGCAUUAUGUUCAUACUGGUGACUUUGAAGCGACCAUUAAACUGUGGGAUUGCAUCGGAAUUCAGAUUGCGCUUCUCAACAGUAUCUUAUGGCUCUUGUAUGGUAUUGUUGUCCUCAAGAGAGAUAGCGCUCAUGAUGUGAUAAUAUCAAAUUCCUUAUUCUGUGGAGUAAAUCUGGCCUACCUGCUAAUGAUUUGUGGCUAUGAAAAGAAGAAAAUCAAGUUAACGUUUCAGGCUUAUCUCUGGUUUACCGGGACGAUGCUGUUCCUUCUGAUGGCUCUUAUUAUCCUUCAAGUCGAAAUUGAGGGCCACCCUGCUCAUGUUUUGGAGUAUGUUUUUGGUGUGUUAGCCCUUUAUCUGCUGGGUUCCGCUCAUGCUAUUCAGAUGUAUCAGCUUUUUACCUUGGACACGAAGAUGGAGCUCCUAACUGUCCUGAUGACUAUUAUGCCAAGCUGCAUCUUCUGCAUUGUCCAGGCAAUUGUUACCUUUAUUAGCCACAAGAACCAGCGCAUCAUGGUGAUCUCAUCCUCUCUAAACUUGGUGUGCUACGGCUUGGAGAUACUGCUGUUGAUUCAAGUUCACAAAAAGUUGAAGGCUCCAGAGGCCAUAAAGAAGUUAAAAUCUACUGUUGGCAGGUCAUUCCGCAGGAGACAAGACGAAGCUCAUUUGGAGGAUCGAGAUCAACCUAAUGAAGGGAAUGAUAGUGACUCCAAUGUUAUACCUCCUGCGCCGCCGUCAACACGCACUGAUUUACAAAGGGUUGUGGUCGCUAUCAGUAGAAUGGAAGCGCGAAACGAUGGUUGUAAGAUUGAGAUCGUUGAAGAAGGGGGAGAUGAACAGACCAAUGAGAUGCACGCGCUAGGAAUUCAAAGUCCAAAUCGUAUUAUUCCUUUGGGAGGGGACAAUGCUGGUCAACAUAAUGUGACCCCUCCAGUUCCAGCAGUCUCACUCCCACAUGCACCCAGGAAGCAUAGAAGAAAGGGAGGGGUAGCGAAAAAUGGAGUGUCUCGAAGGGGUGUUGAAGUGACCAAGGAAUCAGCUGGGCAAUGGUGGCAGUUCGGGUGCAAGUAGAUCAAGCCCUUCUCUCUUCUUUCGCAAGCUACAUAUGGCCUUGCAAUUUACAGACAGUCAGUCGUUGUUGGUGACAAUGACACAUGUACAGGAUCAGUUACCGAAUUGCAAACUACGGAGUACAUACAUAGCUGGUAAUAGGUAUCCUCAUUGGAUAGUUCUAUGUUCUUCCAAAUCGUUGGUUUUCUUGGCUGAAUUCCUUGUGAAUUGCAAACUAAAGAUUCAUAGCUGGUUAUACACAUGCUAGUUCAGUACUGACAGUUUAACUCUUGUGGUCCAAUAACUUGUUUGCUCCAUUCAA